UAUUGUUUUAUUUUGUUUUUUAGAAAAAAAAUACAUAAAACACCGCUGCAUAAAGAAUGACUGUUGGUAUUUGUAAAACAAUAUGAGGUUAAAGACAUCGUUUUUGAAGGAUAAUAAACAUAAAGAACUGGUAAGCUGCGUUGGCUGGUUAAAUGCAGAUGAAGUUUUUACUGCUGGGGAUGAUCUUCAUGUAGUAAAGUCUAACCAAUUGUCUGGGGAAUCAACUGUGGCUGUACAAUUGGGAAAAGAUGUACAUGCAACUGAUUUACAUUGGUUCCCAAAAAGCGUAGGAGGAAAAAAGCAAGGACCAUCAGAAGUGUAUGUACUGACAGCUACAGAUGGUAAAUUUUAUUUUAUUGCAAAAAAUGGUCGAAUUGAGAAGUCUAUAGAUGCACACAGGGGAGCUAUACUUUGUGGUAAAUGGAGUUAUGAUGGAAACGCUCUUGUUACUGGAGGUGAGGAUGGGCAGGUAAAGAUUUGGUCCAGAAGUGGAAUGUUGCGUUCAACACUUGUAACAAUAGCUGUACCAGUCUAUUCUGUGGCUUGGAGUGCAAAUUCAGAUGCUAUUUUACACAGUAAUGGUAAACAGUUAACUAUUAAACCAUUGCAACCAUCUGCUAAACAGCAACAGUGGAAGGCUCAUGAUGGAUUGAUCUUAAAGUUGGACUGGAACACUGUUAACAACACAAUAAUAUCCGGUGGCGAAGAUUGCAAGUAUAAAGUUUGGGAUGUUUACGGUAGAGCGUUGUUCUCAAGUACCACUCAUGAUUAUCCCAUCACAUCUGUAUCAUGGGCUCCUGAUGGAGAAUUAUUUGCUGUGGGAUCCUACAACACAUUGAGAUUAUGUGAUAAAGCAGGGUGGUCUUACGCACUGGAAAAACCCAACACUGGAUCAUUAUUUAAUAUUGCAUGGGCAAGUGAUGGCACUCAACUGGCUGCUGCCUGUGGAAACAGUCAGGUUAUAAUCGCACAUGUUAUUGAAAGGCGAGUUGAAUGGAAACAUCUCGAAGUAGUUGUUAGUGAGCAGAAAAAUAUAAAAGUAAGAGAUGUUCUGACAGAUGCCAAAGAAAAUUUAGAUUUUAGAGAUCGUGUUGUGAAGUUUGCAAUCUCGUAUGACCAUCUUGUUGUUACAACUCCUUCGCAAUGUUACAUAUACAGCACUAAGAACUGGAACACACCAAUGAUAUUCGAUUUGAAAAGCGGUUCUGUAUCCAUCGUCAUGCUGGCAGAAAAACACUUCCUUUUAGUAGACGAUAUCGGUGUCCAAGUAUAUUCUUAUGAGGGACGGAUGGUCAGUACUCCACGCUACAAUGGAAUGCGAGCUGAUCUUUUAAACACACAAGUCGUCUCGAUUAGUAAUGAUACUGUUGCAAUGAGAGACAGAAAUGACGAAAAAGCGAUCUAUUUAUUCGAGGCAUUAACUGGAAAACCGCUUGGAGAUGGAAAGCCAGUGAAGCAUUCACUAGAUGUUAUCGAGUUAGCGCUCAACCAAGAUGGCGCAUCUUCUGAUCGUCAGUUGGCAAUCAUUGAUAAAAAUAAAGAUUUAUAUUUACGUGCUGUUCGACAAUUUGGUACAGAGAGAGUUGUUAAAUUGGCUACCAUGGUCAGUAGUAUAUGUUGGAACGAUCAUUGCAAUAUGCUGGCUUCGAUCUCGGAUCAUAAAUUUUCUGUCUGGUAUCACCCUGCUGUCGCAUACGUUGAUCAAGAUUUAGUUUUAAAAACUGUGGUCACACGAGAACAAGGAGAGUUCGGGCGAGACUUGCAUCUAGUUAACUUUGUAAACACGUAUUGUUCCAUGCGACGAGGAGAUGGUGCAUUGUGCAGUACAAAUAUCUCGCCCUACCCAGCAUUUCUUCACAAGUAUGUCAAAGAAUCAAAGUGGGCUGAAGCAGUUCGUUUGUGUAGAUUUGCAAAGGAUUCUUCUUUAUGGGCUUGCUUAGCUGGUAUGGCUGGUCGCCAUAAAGAGCUCUCCACCGCAGAGAUUGCAUACGCUGCCAUAGAAGAAGUAGAGAAAGUUCAAUUCAUCAACGUAAUUAAAGAAAUCCCAUCGCAGGAGGGACGUAAUGCUGGCAUGGCGUUGUUCUGCGGACAAGUAAAAGAUGCUGAGAACAUACUUCUGCAGUCUGGACUCACUUACCGAGCUAUUCAAAUGAAUAUUGACCAGUUCAACUGGGACAGAGCUCUUGAACUUGCUGUGAAACACAAAACACACGUUGACACUGUACUGGCUUAUCGAGGAAAAUAUUUAAAACGAUGUAAUAAAAAAGAGACCAACAAAAUGUUCCUUCAAUUUGCACAGGGGGUUGAAAUCGAUUGGGACAAAAUUAAAGUCAAAAUCGAAAUGGAAUUGGAGAAAGAGGCUGAGAGACCUGGAGCGGCAACCUUAAGUCGAUAAAGCUUGCUGAGAAGGACUCAUUUUAAAACACACAUUUACCAUAAAAUUUAAGCCGCAUAUUGCAAACAUAACUGGGAAUAUUCAGCGGAAUAACAGUUGAAAUAAUUACACACAGGAUAGAUAAAAAAAAGAAAAUUUCCAAAAAGAUUUCUGUAUAUUUCAAAAUUUAGCUAUUUGAGUUUUUUAAUACGAGACUGGCAAAAA
Hydractinia symbiolongicarpus is the source of this 2599-nucleotide messenger RNA. Its product is annotated as intraflagellar transport protein 80 homolog. The record is from RefSeq and is a predicted model, not a curated record. The coding region runs from base 83 to 2395 and encodes 770 amino acids. Gene Ontology annotation, biological process: cilium assembly. Lineage: Eukaryota; Metazoa; Cnidaria; Hydrozoa; Anthoathecata; Hydractiniidae. The transcript is spliced from 24 exons. Gene Ontology annotation, cellular component: centrosome; intraciliary transport particle B; cilium. Gene Ontology annotation, molecular function: protein binding.